CCCAAAUAACGAAAGCGCUGACAAUUAUUUAUAGACGAUGAACAACUCUUCUGUGCAAAGACUAUGAGGCUUUCACAUAGGGAGCGAGCCACGUACGACGUGGGGUUUGCUACCUUGGAUAUAACCAUCGUAGAAAAGUAUGAGGAACGACAUCUAAGACACAAUCAGAGUUCCUACGUGGGUAAAACUCGGGUCCCUAAGGGCGAUACUGAGGAAGUAUCUUAUACCGUCUCACUUCUUCCCAAAACACCUGGCCGGAUGCUAAAAAUCUCAUCCACUCAAUACCAUACUCAAACUGGGACUUUCCUCGGGAUCCCUUCACUCAGUUUCAACCGCACCGUCCCCAGUGAUUCUCCAGUUUUCGACCUAGUGUCACGGGGUCGAAUGGCAGACCUGCAGAAGCUUUUGAUGCAAGGCCAGGCAUCGUUGAGGGAUCAUGACGAACAUGGCACCUCACUUCUCCAGUACGCGUUUACCCAAUUACAACCAGACAUGUGUAGAUUUCUGGUUGAUCAUGGGGCUGAUGUCGAUCAUUUGGCACGCUGCGUAAUAAGGGGGUUCGACCUGACGAUUAACGAAACUGCCAAGGCCGGUGUCUUCCACCACAUUAUACCCGAUUUUGCUUUCAACGGGCGACAAUUUGCACGUCUAAUCGAGUGUCGAAGGGUCCUUCUAAAUGCAGGAGCAGACCCAACGAUUUGUUAUGAGGAGGAUGGUGUCCCCUGGGGGAGCGCACUCAACUAUGCGUUGUAUAGUGGCACACCGGAGAUGAUGGAGUUGUUUCUAAAUCACGCUGGUCCAUUUGCCGACGUGAACAACAGCUCGACAGACCCAAUGGGACAAUCUCCCUUUCUAGCGUACUGCUCCGAUACGCAAUGGACUAUCGAGGGAUUUCAAAUGCUCAUGCGAAGAGGAGCUAAUAUCCAAGCUCGCGAUGCUCGCGGCAAAACAAGCCUCCACCUCUGCAUCUACGAAGGUGAUUUCGUGAAUGAUUCCAUGACGCCCCGUGCAAAAUUCGAUGCGCUGGUCUACUUGGUGCAGUGCGGUGCGGACGUCGAUGCAGUUGACGACUCCGGCGUUUCGGUUUCCCAAACUGCAUACGAGAGUGAUGCAAGGCAAGGUUAUUACGCAAUCCCACCACGAUAUGCAGGACUCACAGAAUUCGUUCGCGAUAUCGAUGCAGUUGACAGCUUCGAUGUUUCGGUGGCCCAAAUUAUAGGUGAUCGGCAUCGGCAGUCAAACAGUCAAGUGGGCGACAUAUGGGAUGCAGUACUCGCAGAAUGCGGUCACGAUGUCGCUAAAUAUCACAGUCGCCAUCCGAGAGUAGCCAGGUAUACCAAGCAUUACACCCCAGCAGACUUCAGAAGCAUUUGGCAAGGAAAUGAAGAGCGAUGUCCUUAUUACGAUGAGGAUGAGUUGUCUUGGCUAUUGGAGAACUGGGAAACUGGUUUCUUGCCAGCGCUGAGGGAGGGGAAAUGGGGGGAUUGGGGGAACAUAGAGUGGGAGAGCGUCUCAGACUUUGGCUCAGAGGUUGACUCGGACGGCUCGAUUGAUGGCGGCGUUCAACUAGACGAUGAUCACGAUGCCGAGACGGUGGGAUACUGAUUCAAAAUAUUGUUAUUCGAGUUGGCCCCUUUACUUCGGAUAGAACAAGGUUUCAGUAUAAAAGGUUGUUGAGUAUUUGGGCGAGUGUUGCUAUCCAGACUGUAAUCCUGUGUCCACAUAAAAUCUGCCAAACUAAUUUUCUUUUGUCAUAGAACCUAA
Messenger RNA from Ilyonectria robusta, 1764 nucleotides. RefSeq names its product ankyrin repeat-containing domain protein. Bases 64 to 1605 code for a protein of 513 amino acids. The transcript has 4 exons. NCBI's taxonomy places the organism in Eukaryota, Fungi, Ascomycota, Sordariomycetes, Hypocreales, Nectriaceae. Gene Ontology annotation, molecular function: protein binding. The record is from RefSeq and is a predicted model, not a curated record.